Tachysurus vachellii is the source of this 4071-nucleotide messenger RNA. It is a transcript of the gene kcnj12a, whose product is annotated as potassium inwardly rectifying channel subfamily J member 12a. The coding region runs from base 298 to 1581 and encodes 427 amino acids. The record is from RefSeq and is a predicted model, not a curated record. Gene Ontology annotation, molecular function: inward rectifier potassium channel activity. Lineage: Eukaryota; Metazoa; Chordata; Actinopteri; Siluriformes; Bagridae. Gene Ontology annotation, cellular component: plasma membrane. Gene Ontology annotation, biological process: regulation of monoatomic ion transmembrane transport; potassium ion import across plasma membrane. The transcript has 2 exons.
CUGGGAGCUGCUGCAGCCCCUCUGAUCAAAUGCUCCAGUUUGGAUAACACACACACACACACACACACACACACACACACACACACACACACACAGUGCGGCUGCAGGAAACAAGGCUUCUGGAUUUUCCCAUCACUAUUCCUGGAGCUGCUCCAAACCUGUCUGCUUCAACCCCUCCACUGACACCCCAGGACUGAACCACUGCCACAGGAAGGGGGAGUCAGUGAAGGGGGGAAUACUUAUUCUGUACUCUUUUUACAUCUUACGGAAGAGAAAGUAAAAACAGACAGAUAAACGAUGAGUGUGAGCCGCAUGAGCCGAUACAGCAUUGUGUCGUCAGAGGAGGACGCUCUGCGCCUGACCACCAUCCACGGCUGCAGUAGUGUGAACGGCUAUGGCAACGGGAACGGAAAGGUCCACACACGCAAGAAAUGCCGUAACCGCUUUGUGAAGAAGAACGGACAGUGCAACGUCCACUUCACCAACAUGGAACAGAAAUCUCAGCGCUACCUGGCUGACAUCUUCACCACCUGUGUGGACAUCCGCUGGCGCUACAUGCUGAUCGUGUUCACGCUUGUGUUUGUAGUGUCCUGGCUAGUGUUUGGUUUGGCGUUCUGGGUAAUCGCACUGCUCCAUGGUGACCUGGACAACCCUGCAGGGGACGACAGUUUCACACCUUGUGUCCUGCACGUAAACGGCUUCUUGGCAGCAUUUCUGUUCUCUAUCGAGACACAGACGACCAUCGGUUACGGUUUCCGCUGUGUGACAGAGGAGUGUCCGGUCGCCAUCUUCCUUGUAGUCUUCCAGUCCAUUGUGGGCAGUAUUAUUGAGUGCUUCAUGAUUGGCGCCAUCAUGGCAAAAAUGGCGCGGCCCAAAAAACGUACUCAGACACUUCUGUUCUCCAAAAACGCUGUCAUAGCCAUGAGGGAUAGUAAACUCUGCCUCAUGUGGCGUGUUGGGAACCUUCGUAGGAGCCACAUCGUUGAAGCUCACGUCCGAGCGUUGCUAAUCAAACCGCGUGUGACUGCUGAGGGAGAGUACAUCCCGUUAGACCAGCUGGAUAUUAAUGUUGGCUUCGAUCAAGGACUCGAUCGGAUCUUUUUAGUCUCACCAAUCACCAUUUUGCACGAGAUUGAUGAGGAGAGUCCACUGUACGGAAUCAGCAAGAGGGAUCUGGAGACAGCAGACUUUGAGAUUGUGGUGAUCCUCGAGGGGAUGGUGGAGGCCACGGCCAUGACAGCACAGGCUCGUAGCUCAUACUUGGCAAGCGAGAUCCUGUGGGGACACCGGUUUGAGCCAGUGCUUUUUGAGGAGAAGAACGAGUACAAAGUGGACUACUCACACUUCCACAAGACCUAUGAGGUUCCAUCUACGCCACGCUGCAGCGCUAAAGACAUGCUUGAGAGCAAGUGUGUAUCUGCUGCUGACAAUGCCUCCACAUUCUGCUAUGAGAAUGAGCUGGCGCUGCUCAACCGUGAUGAGGAAGAUGAGGAGGAUUGCAGCAAGAGAGAGCAGCAAGACUUUGAACAGGUGUCUCGGAGCCUCGAGCAAAGGUCUUACCGCCGCGAGUCUGAGAUUUAACCCCUUCUGACCUUUUAAUACAUCUUAGUUUAAUGCAGAACAAUGCAAAAGUGCCAUAAUGAUAGGCUUGGAACUGUGCACAGUUUGGUGAGAGGGUGUGUGUGUGUGUGUGUGUGUGUGUGUGUGUGUGUGUGUGUGUGUGAGAGAGAGAGAGAGAGAGAGACUGUGAGUGAAAUUCUAUUAGAGAAAUGAUGCACAGUUCAGGCAGAGACUUUUUUAAAAUCCUGCACAGAAACUUGAAUCUUUUCCUUCUUCUUGUUUUAUUUUUCAGAAAUCUAGGUUCAAAUCUAAUCUUCAGAGUUUGUAAAUAUUUUUGCGUAGAUAGUUUAUGAUUUCGUGUGGAUUAUUGCUUUUGUUUUAGAGAGAGAAAGAGAGAUAGGAUUCUUUUUUGUUGUUGUCUAGAACUAUUGCCCUUCCACACAUGACAUAUUACCCUUUAAGGUUGCACUACCUAGACAAACACACACACACACACACACACACACACACAGAGUUGAUCUCUAUAAUUAUCCACUUUUCCAUAGUUCCGAGUUUCUGUAAAAAAGAGUGGGCGGUGCUUACGUUUCAUUUGAGCAGCCAUGAGCACGAUGGUUUAUCUAACAUUAGCUAACCUGUUAGCCAUCUUAGGGUAACUAACAUUAUGUAAUAAAAAUUAAGCUUAAGACUAUUGAGACUAGUGGUGAUGUCACAUAUAAAGGGUUUGCAGUUAAUCAAAUGCAACAUAAGCUCCACCCCUUUUUCUUCAGAGACAGCUUUCAGUCUACCAAUCAGGACACACGGUAAAUGAUGAGAUAGAGAUAUAAUAUGAGUAAUUAAGAGUUAUAAUAAAGACUGGACAAUAAAACUUUAGCCAAAGAAAAAGAUGAGAGUAUGUAACCUAAGCCACGCCCAUUUUCAUCCCUCAGCAAAGAUCUGAAUGUCAUUCUUUAUAUUAAUUCAAUUAUAUUUAAUUUCUCAUGUAUAUAAAUGUUUUACAUACUUUAAUUAUAUUAAUUUUUCCACUUUAAUAUUCAAACCUCAGGGCCAGAACAAGGCUGCUGCUGCUGCUGCUGCUGUGUGUGUGUGUGUGUGUGUGUGUGUGUGUGUGUGUGUGUGUGUGUGUGUGUGUGUGUGUGUGUGUGUGUGUGUGAGUGUGUGUGUGUGUGUGUGUGUAUGUGUGUGUGUGUGUGUGUGUGUGUGUGUGUAUGUGUGUGUGUGUAUUACACAAAGUAUAAAUGCAGAGCUGAUACAUUAAACCACUCCAGAGUGUAAAAGAUGAUAAUAAUAACUAAAUAUUAAAGUCUAGUGUGAGUAAUAAUACAGAAGAGUACUAAUACACACCUGGAAUAAACAAUAAAAGAUAAAUGAUAUCAGAUUUAAUCCCAGAGUUAAUUCCAAUCUUGUUUUACACAGAAAGUGUAGUGUGAGAUUACAGAGAUGAGUGAUGAGAUUAGACCAGGGCUGUCCAAUCUCUCAUGUCCAAUCUCUCAUGUCCAAUCUCUCAUGUGAAGUCAGGAGCCACACUCCUGUGGCUUUUGCUCUGUUGGAAUGAAAACCUUCCACCAUACUGGCCCAUUCUGGGUAAGAUCGGACAUCCCUGGAUUAGACACUGCUGCAGCAGAUGAACUCACUGAUCAGAAACAGAUCACAGUGUUCAUCAGUUUUAGUAAACAGUUCAUUUAUCAUGUGGGGUCUGAAGUGAGGUGAGGACGUGUUAUGAGUGUGUGUGUGUGUGUGUGUGUGUGUGUGUGUGUGUGUGUGUGUGUGUGUGUGUGUGUGUAUGUGUGUGUCCUUUAAUACAAGUGUGUUCUUUAAUACAGAUGUGUUCACUAAUACAGGUGUGUGCUAUGAAGCUCACUGUAGUCGGUAUAUAAUGUCCUAGUUAUCUGUGUGACUUUCACUGCAUUCCUUCAUCAUCAGUAAAUGCUUUAUUCUGGUCAUCAUCAUGCUAAUUAUUUCAACAACUAAUUUGUUUAUAUUUUGGGUGAACAAACAAUGUCCAUGGGCCAUGGGAGUAUCUUGACUGGGAUCAAAGAACAUUGAAUGCAAUAUAUCAUUAUCAUAUAUCAUUAGUCACAGAUACGAACAUGAAGAACCACAACUAAAAAAAACAGUUUCACUUUCAUACAGCAAUAAAAUCCUUAAAGGUGGCAGUUUAGGGUUUAAUGUGAGGUUUAGUGUGUAGUGUCUGGGGCAAUUGGUAUUUGAUGUUACAGGCUCCACCAUCAGGGAAUAGGGUGUAGUGCAUAGGGAUUUAAGGGCCUUGCAGUGAGAUACAGAUCUUCUCCAUAAGGAUGUAGGGUUUAUUGGGCUCACCAUAAGCUAUGAAAUUAAGAUGUAGUACAUGGUUCUGUAGAGGAAUUAAGGGUGUAGUAUUACGGACUUGUGUGAUGCUGCAGACUUGUGUAGAAACUUUUUAGGGAAUUCAAUAUGAGCCACAAAUGGGAUUCAACAACCAUGUACACCUUGUUUAAGGGUUUAGGGUGUGUGGUGUAGGGUAGCUGUUUUAAG